Molecule: messenger RNA, 501 nt
Organism: Mugil cephalus (flathead mullet)
Lineage: Eukaryota; Metazoa; Chordata; Actinopteri; Mugiliformes; Mugilidae
Gene: rpl22l1
Product: ribosomal protein L22-like 1
Exons: 4
Coding region: 49-435 (128 amino acids)
Biological process (GO): cytoplasmic translation
Cellular component (GO): ribosome
Molecular function (GO): RNA binding; structural constituent of ribosome
Source: RefSeq, a predicted model, not a curated record
UCACACUGCGUCACAUCUUGUUCUCUCUUUCUCCUCCGAACUGGCAAGAUGGCGCCGAUCAAACAGAAGAGACCAGCAGUUGGCAAGAAAUCUAAAAAAGGUGCUGCAUGGAAGUUCACUGUGGACCUGACUCACCCCGUGGAGGACGGGAUCCUGGAUUCAACCAAUUUUGAAACAUUCCUAAAAGAGAGGAUCAAGGUCAAUGGAAAGACGGGGAAUCUGGGUAACGUUGUCCAGGUUGGCCGCAUGAAGAACAAGAUCAAUGUUACAUCUGAGAAGCAGUUCUCCAAAAGGUAUCUGAAGUACUUGACAAAGAAAUACCUGAAGAAGAACAACCUCCGUGACUGGCUGCGAGUGGUGGCAUCCAACAAGGAGACAUAUGAGCUGCGUUACUUCCAGAUCAGUCAGGAUGAUGAGUCAGAGGCAGACGAGUAAAGAUCAGCAUCAGGGCACCACAGACAUGUAUGUGUAACAGCAGGCAAAUAAAUCUGGGAAAAGAUA